AUGACAUCAGCUCCCAGCCACAAUUCGGAGCAGGAAGCUGCUUAACCGCCAACACCUAGUACCAACAACACAGAAGAAACUGCAUCACCAAACCUCACCAAACAACCCCGAAUUCCUCCCGGCAUCACCUUCCAAUUCAGAACCCUACCAGUCGCUAACUUGUGUGCGUCGCUCGCGUGCAGCACCCUCCAAAAACCUUCAACAGGCAUCCGAGCUAGCUAGCUCCUUUUUCAACGCGCUCGAAAGAUUAGCUGAUUAGGUAACCAAUCUUCAACAACAGCUUGCGUUUUCGUAUAUAUCCCAGCUUUUUGGCACGCAUGGAUCCCUUGGAUCCUUGCCUCUGCGCAGAGCGCGUAUCAGGGUGCACUGCCCGUCCUCCAUGGCUCAAGCUCGCGUUGCGCUCGCGCUGUGCGUCCUGCUCGUCCACGGCGUGGCCCGGAGAGCCGAGGCGGUCUCGUACAACGUCGGGAACAGCGCGGGGUGGGAUCUCAGCGCCGACAUCCCGUCAUGGGUCGACGGCAAAACCUUCUACGUCGGCGACGUUCUAGUGUUCCAGUACUCCAAGUACAACACCCUGGACGAGGUCGACGAGGCGGGGUUCGGGAACUGCAGCGCCGCCAACGCGCUCCUCUCCAGGAGCGAUGGCAACACGACGGUGCCGCUGACGGCGCCCGGCGAUCGGUACUUCAUCUGCGGCAACCAGCUGUACUGCCUCGGCGGGAUGAAGCUGCACGUGCUGGUCAACCUGCCGCCGGCGCCGGCCGGGGCUCCGCAGGCGAACCCUGUGGCCGCCCCCGGGCCCAGCACCGACGACGCGGGCAUGCCUGGGCUCUUCUUCGGCGGGUCCCACCAGACUACGGUGGGGCCCGUUCUGGUGACGUGGAUGUUCGCAGUCGCAGCAGUUCUGUUUGUAUGAAGAGUCGGCAUUGUUUACACACUCGCCGACUAUUUGUUAGGAGCGGAUGUUCUAAACUGGUUUGUUAGGAGUUUGGGAAAAAAAUUCUAUGCAGCACUGCUGCAAACUCUCCUUCGUGCAGCACCUCACCGAUUCACACCA
This is a messenger RNA of Phragmites australis (common reed), 1057 nucleotides long. RefSeq names its product stellacyanin-like. Lineage: Eukaryota; Viridiplantae; Streptophyta; Magnoliopsida; Poales; Poaceae. The transcript has 2 exons. Gene Ontology annotation, cellular component: plasma membrane. Gene Ontology annotation, molecular function: electron transfer activity. The record is from RefSeq and is a predicted model, not a curated record. The coding region runs from base 380 to 916 and encodes 178 amino acids.